This is a messenger RNA of Sabethes cyaneus, 2823 nucleotides long. RefSeq lists its product as uncharacterized. Gene Ontology annotation, biological process: regulation of transcription by RNA polymerase II. The record is from RefSeq and is a predicted model, not a curated record. Gene Ontology annotation, molecular function: zinc ion binding. Gene Ontology annotation, cellular component: transcription regulator complex; nucleus. Bases 37 to 2823 code for a protein of 928 amino acids. NCBI's taxonomy places the organism in Eukaryota, Metazoa, Arthropoda, Insecta, Diptera, Culicidae. The transcript has 7 exons.
UAAGGAUUAGCUGGCUUAGUUUUAGGCCGCGCAACAAUGUCACUUGUAGCGGUGGCGGAUAUGAAGGCUCGUCUUCGAGCAAAACUUGCCAUUCGCCAACCACAACAAGAGCAAAGGCCAUGUCGCUUGUGUCUUCACUACGUCGAGGAUGCGGAACCAAUGGUCGAUAUUUUUGCCCCGAACAAUUCCACCAAACUGAUCGAUAAGAUUCGCGAUUGCUUGGGUAUAUUCAUUGCUCCGUCCGACGAUUGCUCCGGAACGACGGUGCGGUUCGUCUGUUCUAGUUGUGCGCAAACUGUGGAACUGAUCGAUGAGUUCCGCAUUCUGUGCCACCAGACGGCUGAGGUAUACGACUCGAUACGGAUACGAUCAUCGAAAGUUAGCGGAAAACGGAAACCGUACUGUGCUGCGGUUGGCACGCUUCGUGCUUGUAUACGGGAAGUACAAUGUGCGGUCAAUGAAGCGCUACGCAUAACGACACCCGAGGACAACGCCGUUGACGCAAGUAGUGUUAAAGUUGAAAAUGAUUCGGCAUGUCCGUCGUCCAUCGAGCGCGAAAAUACGGAAACCACUGAGCAGUUGGAGGUGGAGGAAAUCAAUGAUCUGUUGAGUGGUGGUACCCCGUCGACGGAUUUUGUAGUCGUCAAAGUUGAAGUAACGGAUCCGGAAGAGCUGGAAACUUCUGCUGCAUCUGAUUCCAUUGGAACAGCCGAGCUAAACGAAAUUAUUACCGAAAGUAAUGAGUGCGAACGUUUAACGAUAGCGUUAAAGAUGGCCAUUGCGAAGGAAGUGAAACUGCAUCCGGAGCUAUGGGAUAUUACAUUUGCUAGCUCUGUUGAAACAGUUAACGAACUGUGGGCUAGAUUGGCACAUAAAUUUGGAUUAGAUGUAGCAAUAUUUCGACGCCAUUGGCGCCGUAUUCGGGAUGGCUAUCGCGAACUACAAAGACGUGAGUCGCUCGGGGAUAGUUUGUUUCUUGAAGAUGCCACUACCGCCGAGUUGUUUCUACUGUGCAAACAGAUGUUUGAUACUGCUUCGAAACAACCAUUGCCAGGCGAGCAGCUUAAAAUAGAGGAAAAUGCAGAUGCCCAAGCGUCAGCUGAGGACCAACAGAGGAUGGCUUAUGCGCGAGUUAUCUACAGGCAUCCGGUGGUUUGGAACGUAAAGCAUAUCGACUAUCCAUUUCGAGGAUCACGAGAGGAAGGUUGGGAACAAAUUGGCAAAGAAUUGAAUGUGUCUUGCGAGGAUGCUAAACGUCGUUGGAGAAAUACGCGGGAAAUGUACCGGCUUCGUGCUAGGCGUUUGGCAAGAGGUAAACUGUAUAAGAGUGAGUCCCUUGCCUACGACCCCCUUUUGAAAUUGUUAGACGAAAUGAUGAAGUGUUAUCCGGUUCGAAGCGGUUCGAAAGAGUCUAGUGCCGUUGCUAGUAGCUCUAAUAAAAAGAGUGUUGCUUCUUAUAAAGUGUUUAAGUACGAUAGAAGGUUGAAGUUUGCUCAGAUCUGUUACGGUUAUGAAAUACUGUGGAACAAUCGGCAUCCGGACUACAAUGUAAACGCGAAAAAGGAGCCUAUCUGGGAUGAAAUAGCCCAACAAAUGGAGAUAACCCGUGACGAAGUACGAUACCAAUGGAGUCGCUUGCGGGCAAUCUAUCGAGGUCGUCGUUUAGGCUUCCUGGAAGGUUCGAUUGCUCUCGAUGACCCAAAGUUGAAUGAUCCUUUCUAUAAACUAUUGGAAGAUAUGCUGGGCGAGAAUAUGCAACUUGGCCAGAGAAGUGCAACCAUUAUGUCGGCUCAACAAUAUGCCAGAGGACCGUUUCAAAGAAUUGAACGUCAGAUUCAAUUGCUUGAGGAGAUUACGCAGCGCGAGAUCAUUUGGAAUGAAAACCAUCCCGACAACCUUAAAGUGGAAACGCGUACUGUUGCCUGGAACGAAAUAGCAGCAAAGUUUGAUGUGAAUCCACUAAUCGUGAAAUCCGAAUGGAAACGGCUUAGAGACGUCCACUCUGGCCGCAAAGAUCAGACCUCACUGCAGAAUGCGAAUGAUGCAAAUGAGCAACGAUUGCUGGAGCUAAUUCAAAGAUUGGUACCAGCAUCGGAGACAGCACCGGUAAAACCAGAAAAGCGACUUGGCGACGACGUCCGGCGCUCAAGCUGUCGAGUGGUCAAAAGGUCGAGAGUUGUAACUAAACCAAAGAGAAGAUAUCGCGGCAAAAAGACUUUCGACAGUGUGGGGUGUGUUAAGAUGGAUCGUAAUGGCAUCGUGAGGCAUCACAAAGUCUGCGAAUUGUGCGGCAAGCUGGUCGAGCGAUCCAUGUUCGAAUAUCACAUGAAUCAGCACAACGGCCUGCGGCCGUACGCGUGUUCCUUCGAGGGCUGUGACAAGCAGUACAGCAACAAGAUCACCCGCGAUCGGCACGAGGUGAUGACGCACGGAGAGGGUGGCUUCAAGUUCGAGUGCGAUCAGUGCGAUGCAAAGUUUAAACAGAGAGCUCCAUUUAAGCUUCACUAUGCAAAGAAACACAAAAGUGAGGAAGUGCCGUGCAAUAUUUGCGGGAAAAUAUUUAAACACCGGCACCUACUGCGGCAGCACAAAGAGCUGCACACUGGUAAUUUUCCAUGCAACGUGUGCGGCAAGGUGUUGCGGAAGAGAUACUCGCUUAAUGUGCAUAUGCGGGUUCACACCCAGGAGAAACCGUUUCCAUGCGAGCUGUGCGAGCUGCGCUUUAUGCUUAAGGUGCAAAUGAAAUCACAUUUGCUGAAGGUGCACGGAGUUCAGCUCGAAGAAAUAGAGGCAGUUAAAGCUAACCUUAAUAACACGGUUUAA